GUGGAGCACAGGGCGAAGGCCUUGCCAGGCAUCCCGGGGUCUCCAGCUAAGCCAGCGGCCGCAGGGAGUGCGGCCUCGGGGUCGCCAGACCCUCGGCUUCCAACCACACACACACACAAAGGCUGCCCCGGCAUGCGCGGGAGAGCGCGCUCGCACCCACGGCCGUGCGCACACACGCACAACUGCACAAAAGACGUGCACACUCCUCCAUCCACACCAAUACACUCCCUAAUAGGGCCCGCACACAGCCGUGCGCCCUCACGUACACCACACCACCACCAUACACACACACACACACACACUCACUCAUACGGACUCGCACGCGGGUGGACCCCUCCCCCACCACAAACGCCGACCCUGGGGCCCUGACGCGUCCUGCAGCGCUGCCCUGGCUCGCUGGGCCGCGCGCGCACACGCAGACGCGCGCGCGCGCACACACACACACAUACACACACACACCCCGCGCGGUUCCACGCCCCUGACCGCGGCCCGGACGCUGCGCUGCUCUGCGCGGCGGGAGGCGGGCGGGGACCCGGGGCGGGGGCGGGGGCGGGGGCGGCGGCGGCGGCCGGGAGAGCUGAGAAGGCGGAGCAGGGAGCCGGGAGCGGGCUGGCCCGCGCUCCUCCUGCUGGCCGGGGAUUUUCCUGCCUGGGCGCUGACGCCGCGGACCUCCCUUCGGCUGUCGCGGACCAUGGGCGACAAAGGGACCCGAGUGUUCAAGAAGGCCAGUCCGAAUGGAAAGCUCACCGUCUACCUGGGAAAGCGGGAUUUUGUGGACCACAUCGACCUCGUGGACCCCGUGGAUGGUGUGGUCCUGGUGGAUCCUGAGUAUCUCAAAGAGAGGAGAGUCUAUGUGACACUGACCUGCGCCUUCCGCUAUGGCCGGGAGGACCUGGAUGUCCUGGGCCUGACCUUUCGCAAGGACCUGUUUGUGGCCAACGUGCAGUCCUUCCCACCGGCCCCCGAGGACAAGAAGCCCCUGACACGGCUGCAGGAGCGCCUCAUCAAGAAGUUGGGCGAGCACGCCUACCCUUUCACCUUUGAGAUCCCUCCAAACCUUCCAUGCUCUGUGACACUGCAGCCGGGGCCCGAAGACACAGGGAAGGCUUGCGGUGUGGACUAUGAAGUCAAAGCCUUCUGCGCGGAGAAUUUGGAGGAGAAGAUCCACAAGCGGAAUUCUGUGCGUCUGGUCAUCCGGAAGGUUCAAUAUGCCCCAGAGAGGCCUGGCCCCCAGCCCACAGCCGAGACCACCAGGCAGUUCCUCAUGUCGGACAAGCCCUUGCACCUAGAGGCCUCCCUGGAUAAGGAGAUCUAUUACCAUGGAGAACCCAUCAGUGUCAACGUCCACGUCACCAACAACACCAACAAGACGGUGAAGAAGAUCAAGAUCUCAGUGCGCCAGUAUGCAGACAUCUGCCUUUUCAACACAGCUCAGUACAAGUGCCCUGUUGCCAUGGAAGAGGCUGAUGACACUGUGGCACCCAGCUCGACGUUCUGCAAGGUCUACACACUGACCCCCUUCCUAGCCAAUAACCGAGAGAAGCGAGGCCUCGCCUUGGACGGGAAGCUCAAGCAUGAAGACACGAACUUGGCCUCUAGCACCCUGUUGAGGGAAGGCGCCAACCGUGAGAUCCUGGGGAUCAUUGUUUCCUACAAAGUGAAAGUAAAGCUGGUAGUGUCUCGGGGCGGCCUGUUGGGAGAUCUUGCAUCCAGUGAUGUGGCUGUGGAACUGCCUUUCACCCUAAUGCACCCCAAGCCCAAAGAGGAACCCCUGCAUCGGGAAGUGAUGACGACAUUGUAUUUGAGGACUUUGCCCGCCAGAGACUGAAAGGCAUGAAGGAUGACAAGGAGGAAGAGGAGGACGGUACCGGCUCUCCACAGCUCAACAACAGAUAGACGGGCCGGCCCUGCCUCCACGUGGCUCCGGCUCCACUCUCAUGCGCUCGGAUGCUUAUUCGUCUUCUUCCCGUUCUGGUUUCUUUUCCCCUUUGUUCUUCCAGUUUCUACCAGGGGGGCCCGUGGCCUUCCAGAUCACGGUGAUGAACCUCUGACCUCAGGAUUGGCCCCACGUCACCAUGCCAACAGGACCACAGCACACCAGCUCCACCCCAUCUCUGCCAUUGCCUCUCCACUCCCCUCCUUUUCAUGCUGUCUCCCAGAAAAGCUACCAGGGUUCUGGCCUUGGAAUUGGACUUGAGAUGGGGAGCAGACAGGGGAGGAUGGGGCAUGCAGGACACGGUGUGGUGGGCGUGAGGGCUUGGAGGGAUGGGGAUGAGGGCUCAAGACACGAGAGAAGAUGUCCACGGUCCCAGGUGGUUAACAAAGUUCUGGCAGCUAAAAGAUGACCGCAUUGAAGGCCACCUCCUUCUGGCUGGGAGGGGCAGACCUGUGGACAGAUUCUCAGUGCCUUUUUGAAGUUCUGAUCCACCAAAGACCUUCUGCCUUCACCCUCCUCCCCACCCGAUGUCCCUCUGUGUCUGAUAGUGACGUUGGUGAAAGUUUGUAGACCACAGGAGUAGAGAAAAGCAACUGGAGUGACUUUCUUACCAGCAGUUACCUAGGCUGAGGCAAGCUGUGUGGACUCAACAAAGUAUAUUUCAGUACUGUCAGGAUGUGACAUCUUAGCUACCUUGCAUUUCAAGUGCAUGGGCCUGUCUAGAGAUAUGCAGAGAGAAAAGCAGAGGAAGGGAGGGAGGGGGUCUUCAGCAAGCACCAGCCCACAGCAGAGUUAGCUGAAGCUCUUGAUGAGGGUUCCCGAAGUGGGCCGCUGGGAGAUGGAGGCAGGGGACGGGGAGAGGAGAGUCUGCCUUAUGUCCCUUCCUUGUGGACUUCACAUGGUCAUGCAGGAAGUGAGGAUGGGGGUCUAGCGGGGGCUGAGGCCACUAGUAUCUUCCUGCUUCCCCCUGGCAUUCUCCAGGGCUGGACUGAACCUGCAGACUGGGAGAGUGUGCCUGAGGCCACCAUGCCACAGUCAAAGGGGGUCCUAUCCCAGAAGGUGGCAGCAUCCAUGGAGAUAUCAUCACCCAAAGGGAAGGAGGCUGCUGGGUAGCAAAUAAGCCCCUUCUUUUCUUGGGGAGUUGAUGACCUCCAGUAGCUCCCAGUGUCAUGGGUACCCAGUACGCAUUGGCUGGUGUUGGCGUGAUUGAGACCUAGGGCAAUUCCUGGGGCAAGAAGCCAGAUGGGAGAUGAGGUAGAAAGUGUUAGGAGUUACCCUCUUUGCCUGGCCUUUGAGAAUAACUUACUGUGUGACUUUCGGCAAGUUCCUUCCCCACUCUGGGCCUCAGUUUCUCACUUGGGAAAGCAAGGAGUUUGACCAGAUGAUCACAAUGGGCCUUCCUAGCUCUGGCCACCAAGAAUUUGGGAAUAUUAGCGAUCCUGGUCUGGUGGGUGGAUCCAGAGCUGCUGCCUGGUCUCUCUGCCUCCAGAGUGGUUUUAUUGGACCUCAGAGGUGGCGGGGCCCUAGGGAGCACCAACUCCCCUCAACUUCACCCCCUGCCCAGGACUGGGAAGGGAUUGAUGUCAGGCUGUGGCCAUAGCUAGCCUGAGUUGCCCAAGGAGGGACAGAGCAUGUCUUUGCUGAGGCUUGGCUGAGGGGCUUGUGAUAGGGCCUGCAGUACCUCACUGCCCCCUGUGGAUGCAGACACCCCGAGGUUUACCCAAACAAAUAUAUUUGAUUAGCAGGACAAGGGCUCUCUCCUCAGUUUCUGCUCCCUUCCAUCUCUGUCCCAUACUUGUCUGAAAAGGGAGACAAAAAAAUCUUAUGCAAGUGGCAUCUCAGUCCUUUCCAGUCCAGCACCUCUUGGGGCAGGCAGUGCGACUUAUCUCCCACGGUGAAAUCACCUGUUUCACAAAGCCUGGCAGUGCGACUUCUGAGGCUCAUGACCACUCAACCUAAGGGACCCCUCCCCAGACCAGAACCAAGUCAGCUAGGGGCAGUCGUACUCCCCGGUCUCCCAGGCAUCCAGCCCCUCCUGGAGCUUGCUGGGCAGGCUGCACCUCAUCUGGGCAGGCACAGAGCUAAUGAAAUGCUGGAGCAGUGCAUGGCAAACACACACCCCCCGCUCCCCGUGUCUUCUGAAACAUUUGGGGCUGACACAAGACCCUUUAGUGUUUGGAAUGACCUCUUUCCUGCAAACCUCUCCCCCUAUCCCUAACGCAUGCAUGGAAAAGGUUUGUCAGGCUGGUUUCCCGAGCCUCCGCCUCAACAUCACACUCACCCUUUUGGGUUUAGCCCAGUGGUGUUUAUGUUUAGCAAAUUUCUCCAGCUGCAGGGAAGGAUCAGAGCACUAUCUUUUUUUUGUUUUUCUCCUUGAGAAACUGUACAAGGCAAUGGCCAAACGUAGUUGAAUUCAGCCUACCAUCCUUUGCUGAUAACUCGGCUCUAUGCCAAGUACGGGAGACACAGAGAUGGGUCGGUCCCAGCCCCCAUCCUCAGGAAGCCCACAGUCAGGGGAACGUUGUAGGGGGAGGUAAUAGAGGGCAAUUGCCUUCAGGGCUCUUGGUGGCUGCUGGUCCCUAUCGUACCUUGAUGUGAGUUAGAAGACAGUGCCCUUUCCAGGUGAUUCAGACCCACACUAGAAUGCAUAGCUUUGUGAGUGACACACAGGUUGGAUUUUAGCACCCCUUUCCCCUUGGCCAUGUGCUGCAGCCUCGAGGGACACACAGACCAAAGUGUUUCCUUCAGCUUCUUCCUGGAGAGGAAGCACCAGGUCAUGUUUCCAAGCUUCUGGUCAACUCCAGGCACCACCCCCCAGCCCCCAAACAUGGCCAAGCGAGUGCUUCUCUGCAGGGCCCCUUUCCCUUCUGGAGUCAUUCUGUCCAGGUGAGACCUUGAAGUGAAACUAGGGGUGGCGGAGUCUCACUAGGCCCCAGGCACCAGCCCACAGUACUGGUGGUUUCUGUGCCAAGCAUUUGGGACCUGCACUUGCCAAGCCGUCCGUCACCGGGACUUUGUAGUGCACGCUGUGGGUGGCGUGUGGACACCAGUCUUGACAGGAAGGAAGAGCAUGGCCUGGUGAAAACCCACCGAGCAGAGGGCCAGCUGGACCUCCUCAGCAUUCCACCCAGGGGAAGAGUUCAGUCCCCAUGAAGAUAAGGACUGAGUUAUUUGGCUGCACCUCAGCGUCAAAGCUCAGCCCUGCUAGAGUGGGUUCACCUGGCUGUUGGUUUUGUGGGAGAGUUCCUGACAAGCUGGUUCCUACGUGGUGCAGUAAAAGGAAUUCUGUCCUGGAAGUCCCCAAUGCCACCUCUCAGUCCUGGCUGUCACCAACCACCUGGGGGACUUGGGUAAGCUACUCAACCUCUGGGGCUCAGUUUCCCUAACUGUAAAAUGGGGUUGUAAUCCUUUCCCUUCCGGAUGCAGGAAUUGUUAUGAGGCCCAGAUGAGACGAAAGUCAGCGGUCAGGGCUCUAAGUUGAAAAUGGCUGCAUGGGUGUGGCCCUGCCACUGCAGGGAUGGCCCAGGGCCACACAGGAAGUUUGCUGCGGGAGAAGGCCUCCCCACCAGUCUUCAUCACUUGCCCUGCUUCUCACUUAGGUAGAUGUCAACCAGAAUGAGAUACAGCUAAUUUGGCUUUGAUGACCUAGCGGAGCGGGAAAUUUAGACACGAUUCAGGAAUAUCAUGCCCAAAAAUAGUGGUCCCAUCAACCAGGACACAGAGGGAAGACAUGGAUAUUGUCAGUGAGUGGUGGAGGCGGACAUCUUGGACCCUCAUAGGCCUGGAGUCACUCACAUCUCCCAUCUGUCAGAACCCCACAGAGGCCAAGGGGCCUUAGCUCUGACCCCAGGUUAAAGAGAGCCACCAGGCCCCAGGCUCAGGGAGCUGAAAUCAUCCAUCUGCAGAAAAUCUAAGGGCAAGGAGAAAUAGAAAUUGCCUGUUCCUUCCCUUGAAAGUGUAAGGCCUCUUGCAGGAUCAGCUGGAGCCACCACAGCUUCUCAGUGACAUUGGGAGGGUUUCAGGCCCAGGGAAAACCUAAGCCUUUUGCCCUGAGAGCUGAGCCACAGCAGAUGCAUCCCCCAGUGGCGUCAGCAGUCCAGAGCAGCAGCUUCUCUCCUGCCAGUCACUGGGGCCUGGUUGUUCCCCACCCAUCCAGGAGGAAGGGUUUAGGUCCCAGUCUUACACUCUUACAGGGUCUCAUGGACGCAGGUCUAUGCCUGUUCUGAUACGUAUGUUUUUUAAACUCAAAAGGACCAAAAGAGACUCCUGAACCCUCAUCUAUAUGGCCUGCAUUGGGCCUGGUGUGUCUUCCUGGCCCAGGCAGCUCCAUCACUUCUGCCAUCCCUUCUGGACUAAAGUUGCAGGAUCCCCACCUCUACCACUUCCCCAGAGGGUCACUGCACAGCGGCUUCAAAGAGAGGCCCUGUUGAAGGGGAAACAUCCUCCCCCCAUCACACUCCCAACUCGUCACCCCAAAAGGGAAGUCAAAGCACAGGUCUGUGGGGCCCAUGGUUUGUAGACACUGAUACAGUGGUUUUCAAACCAGGUGCUGCGGAACCCCUGGUAUUCCACAGAGUUUUGCCAGGGGAUGCUAAGGUGGGAAGAUGGGAGUGGAGGCAAAGGAUAGGUUUCCAGCCCUCCUCCCAUUUCCACCUCCACCAGAACAACUCUGCUUUUAUUUGUCUUGCCUACUGAGAUUUCAUUUUCAAGCUUUCUUUGAAGAAAAACUUCAAACCACCAUCUCCAGGUUUGAUCUUAGACCAGCCAGCACAGGUUCUAUUCUUGCUGCUCAUGUUGGAAUGGCUCCAGCAUUCCAGUACAAAGUGUCUUUGUGUUGGAACCUGACACACACACACACACACACACACGCACACACACAUGCAUACAUAGUUGAUGGUUUUUCUAGCCAACCCACCCUGAAGCUCUGGCCAAGGUUUGAUUUGAACAGGGGCCUGGUGCUCGGUGGGGAUGGGUCUUGACCCUGAUAUUGGCCCAUGAGGCACGGGGAGCUCUGCAGCAAGGAAACAGGCUCAAUCCCACACCUAGGACUUGUGUCUGCACCCCUGUCUGGCACCCCACUUUCCUGGCCCAGGCCCAGGGGACAGCAGGAGAAGCAGUGUGAUGGAGAGAGAGCCUAGGGCUAAAUUCAUCUUUACACAGAGCCAGAUGGAUGGAAAUCUUGGCUCACAUAAAAGGCAGACUCAGGGAGGAUUUGGUGACAAAAGUCCCUCCUUUGCGGGCAGGAUUCCCCCAGGAAUCCUGUACACUUUAGUGAGACCUGGAUCAGCCCUUGGUACAAAGUCUUGCCUGCCCUGCCCCCUACCCCCACCCCCCAAGGAAUUCUAGGUGAAAAUGUGAAGCUCAGGGCACAGCAAACGCAUGACAUGGGUGUAUUGCAUUAGGUCUGAGUGUGUCCUUAGUUUCCCUGUGUGUAAAAUGAGGCUAGUGCCAGGCUCUUCCCACCUCACUGGGACAAUUGCAAGGGUCAUAGGAGAGUUGGGUAUGAUAGGUGGUCAUAUGAGGUGGUGGGUAUAAGAAGUGGGUGCCUCACAAACUCGGGGUGUGGUUCUGACCUGCAUGGCAGAUGAGGAGAGCACUUGGGAACGAGCAUAGGAAGUGCCGUCUUCCCGGGCAUCUCUGCUCCGUGUUAAGGUCUAGCCACAGAUGCUGUGGGACCUGCCUCUUCCUAUGGAAUGGGGGCCUGCAUGGAUUGUGUCCUGGGGCAGGAGUGAGGGAUGGCUGGGAAGAAUCUGCAGGUCUGUGGCCCUUGUGUUGAGUGAUUAUUUUGUGACACUCUCAUUCCUGGACCACCUGCCAGGUUUAUCUGUUAUACCUGUGGCAUUCUUAUGUCAGACAAAUUAUUAUAGUUUAUUCAACUCUAACAAAUGAACAAAAUAAUAAUAAAUAGGAAGCCAUUAAAGGUCUUUUGUGGCAGA
Messenger RNA from Piliocolobus tephrosceles (Ugandan red Colobus), 7872 nucleotides. RefSeq names its product arrestin beta 1 (gene ARRB1). Lineage: Eukaryota; Metazoa; Chordata; Mammalia; Primates; Cercopithecidae. Gene Ontology annotation, cellular component: plasma membrane; cytoplasm; nucleus. The record is from RefSeq and is a predicted model, not a curated record. The coding region runs from base 692 to 1828 and encodes 378 amino acids. Gene Ontology annotation, biological process: signal transduction; G protein-coupled receptor internalization; positive regulation of ERK1 and ERK2 cascade. Gene Ontology annotation, molecular function: G protein-coupled receptor binding. The transcript has 15 exons.